Molecule: messenger RNA, 1110 nt
Organism: Arachis stenosperma
Lineage: Eukaryota; Viridiplantae; Streptophyta; Magnoliopsida; Fabales; Fabaceae
Exons: 1
Coding region: 36-896 (286 amino acids)
Source: RefSeq, a predicted model, not a curated record
UCAUUACUAGUUGCUUCCAGAAAAAAGCCACAAAGAUGAAAGAAGAUCCAUUGAUGAAUUCUUCAUCAUUAGCUUCAGCUGCAAGGGAAGUGUUCUACCUCAUCACCCUCACACUUCUCACACUCCUUUUACCCCUCUCCUUCCUCCUUCUAUCAAGGCUCGCUACUCUUCAAUACUACCUUCAAACCCUCACUUUCUAUUACCACCAUUAUUCACCACCUUAUCUUCUCUCCCUUGCACUUCGUAUUGGUCCUUCUCUUCUCUGCAUUCUUGUCUCCAUUCUUACUGUUGCAUCCUUGUUCCAUGGCUUCACCGGUGGUAACAUCACCCUUUUCCCAUAUUCUUCUUCUUCUUUUAAGCCUCGUCUCUACACUGCGUGGAUUCUUCUUUGCGCGUUCCAAGUUUGUGUUGGGUUAGGCAUUGAGGGAAGCAUUCAAGCUGGUUUUUACGAUGAUGACGGCGACUCGGGUUCUGGCGUUGAGAGGAGCCUCUUGAGGAGGGUGGUGUUCCUCUUGGGGAUGCACGAGACAACACAUGUUUGGUCCAAGAUGGUGGUGAGGCCGGUGGUGGAUGACACGGUGUUCGGGGUGGAAGCAAGGAAGGAGAGAUUGGUUGAGAGGGUGGUGAUGGCGGCGAGCCUAGGAAGCUUGUGGUGGUGGAAGAUGAGGGAGGAUGUAGAGACAUUGGUGGUGAUGGGUGAGGUAAAGAAGGAACAGUUUAUGGAUGUGGGAAUGGGUGAUUUUGUUGGAUGGUGUUUGUAUUAUGUCACUGUCAUAAUUGGGAUCAUUAAGAUUCUCAAGGCUCUUAUGUGGAUCUUCAUGAUUUCCUUCUCUAGAAGAAGAAGAACAAGGAUUUCCAUGGUGGAAACUAGUGAGGACAAUGACGCCAAGGUGUAAAAGUAAAACUUAAGCAAUAUUCUCUAUUUUUUCCUUUUUUCUUUUCAUGCCCAAAUUUGUUGUAUUAGGGACAUGAAAGUAAUAUUCUUAUGGGCACCCAAAAUAAAUUAAAAACAAAAAAAUUAUUGUUAUACCUUUUUGCUGAGUUACAAUAGAUUUGUAUUGGAUAUUUGUAUAUUAACAACACCACUUUGUAUAAGUAUAAAGCAUUAUG